Molecule: messenger RNA, 1610 nt
Organism: Columba livia (rock pigeon)
Lineage: Eukaryota; Metazoa; Chordata; Aves; Columbiformes; Columbidae
Gene: ZMYND10
Product: zinc finger MYND-type containing 10
Exons: 12
Coding region: 61-1413 (450 amino acids)
Biological process (GO): inner dynein arm assembly; outer dynein arm assembly; motile cilium assembly
Cellular component (GO): cytoplasm; centriolar satellite
Source: RefSeq, a predicted model, not a curated record
CUCCGACAGGGGGCGGCAGAGCGGCCCUAGCGCUCCCGUUGCCACAGCGACGCCGCCGCCAUGGCCGCCCCUGGGCCGGCGCCGCUGCUGCCCGCCGAGGCCGAGGCGCUGGUGCAAGCGCUGCGGGGCACCGAGCUGCGGGACACCGGCGGGCAGGGAUGGCUUCGGCAGCACGAGUGCAUAGAGAAGCUCAACAUGCACGCCAUUCUGAGCGCUUCUGCGGGUCAGGAGCAGCUCCUCAUUGAGCUGCUGGUCAGCUAUGGCAAGAUUCCUGUUCUCAUUGGGGAACUGAUCUCCGUGGAGAUCUGGAAGCACAAGAUCUUUCCUGUGCUGUGCCGGCUGGAGGACUUCAAGCCAAGAAGUACCUUCCCCAUCUAUGUGGUGCUGCAUCAUGAAGCUUCCAUCAUUAACCUCUUGGAGACGGUGUUUUUUUACAAGGAAAUCUGCGAGUCAGCAGGGGACAGCAUUCUGGAUUUAAUUGAUUAUUGCCACCGAAAACUGACCCUGCUGGCAGCUCGGAGCGCCAAUGGACAGAUAGUGACCCUGGUGGAGCUUCAUCCUGAGGAUCUGCCCAACCCCUCGUCCAUGCAGGAGCUGCAGCAGCAGGCGGAGACGAUGGAGUUUGAGAUUUCCCUGAAAGCCCUGUCCGUGCUGCGGUUCAUCACCGAUCAGGUGGAGAGUCUGCCCCUGAGCGCGCUGACGCGGAUACUGAACACCCACAAUCUGCCCUGCCUCCUUGUCGAGCUGGUGGAACAUUGCCCCUGGAGCUGCCGCCAAGCAGGCAAAAUCAAGAAGUUUGAGAAUGGCACAUGGCACGUGGUACCCCCUGAAGACCAGGUGAAGAUGACCAAACUUGAUGGGCAGGUGUGGCUUGCUCUCCUCAACCUCCUGCUCAGCCCCGAAUGCCAGCGCAAGUACCACUUCAAUGGCUUCAACAAGAGCCAGCUCCUCAAGCUUCGUGCAUUCCUGACGGACAUCCUUAUUGACCAGCUGCCCAACCUUGUGGAGAUGCAGAGAUUUCUGAGCCACCUUGCAGUGACAGAGCCGGCUCCCCCUAAAAAGGAUCUCAUCCUGGAGCAGGUUCCUGUCAUCCGCGACCACAUCCUCAAGAACAACGCAGGGAAGUGGGAGGCCAUCGCCAAGCACCAGGUGAAGCACAUCUUCAGCCCCACCGAGGAGGAGCUGAAGCUCCAGGCACGCAGGUGGGCACAGACCUACAGCCUGGACAUGAUGGAGGCUCUCGCCCCUGACAAGCCCCGAUGCAGGGUGUGUGGUGUGGAGGCAGCCAAGCGGUGCUCUCGCUGCCGGAACGAGUGGUACUGCACGCGGGCGUGCCAGGUCCAGCACUGGCAGAAGCACAAGGCUGCUUGCAACCUGAUGGCCGGGACGCUGGGGAGAGUGGGCAGCCUGUAAGAGAAGCAGUGACUGGCAUCUGACCCACGGGUUGCCCAGGCAGAGGUUUCCCCUGUGUGCAGCCCAGUGAGGGCAGAGAAGCCAGCAAAGCCCCUUCUGCCUCCUCCCAGCCCUGGGCAGCACUGCCCAGACUCUGCCUCCCCUCUCCCACCUCCCCACCACACAGCCUUCUUCAAUAAACCUUUUCUGUAUUCCAA